GCUAUGUGAGCGCUCACACACCCAGAGCAAGUGAUGGGAGACAAACUGAGUCCCUGACGCGCGUGUCGCUCACCUGCGAUAUUUCCAUUGCCUGUUUUGUGAUUUGCUUUAUAUAUUUUUCUUUUUUUCUGUCAAGAAUUUAAAAAACAAAUCCUUCACAUCCUCCAAGCAGAACUGGAGUUGAAGCAGGAGGUGAACGCCCGCCGUACAAUUCAUUAUCAGUUUCCAUGUGUUUUGGGAAAUUGCGCACCGGUUGUUCAGGACCUGAGUCAUGGCAGAGGAGUGAGGCGCCUUUGCCAAAAUGCCUGUUAACCGGAAUAUAACUUUUUCACAGCGGACCUAUGGAAUAUAGUCCGAUUUUACACAAUCUACAUGUUGUGCCAUCAUCCCACGUGAAAAACAAACUCUUCGUGUUCUGCAUAAUGCUGUCCCUUUGGGUGUAUAUGAUAUAUUGCUGUGUCGGCUACUGCUCCACGAUGCCCAACUUGGCGUACCGCUCGGUGAACAGACACGAGAACGACUCAGAAGUUGAUAACCAGGAGUCCUCUCUCGGGGCGUCCAGGGACUUACUGAAUAACGAAAACGAUUUGGACAGCAGAGGAGAGGAGUGGGAUGAAAUUAAAGGCGAGGCGAAGGCGUUGGAUGAUAAUGCCAUGUCAGGUUUCCUCAAUGAGUCGGAAAGUAAAAAGUUGCCCCAGGCGAUCAUCAUCGGGGUGAAGAAAGGAGGGACCCGGGCGCUGCUGGAGUUUCUGCGCCUGCAUCCAGACAUCAGAGCGGUGGGAGCGGAGCCGCACUUCUUCGACCGCAACUACGACAAGGGACUGGAGUGGUACAGGGAAUUGAUGCCCAAGUCAUCAGAGGGCCAGUUAACCAUGGAGAAGACUCCAAGCUACUAUGUCACCAAGGAGGUCCCCGCAAGAAUCUACACCAUGUCUAAAGAUACAAAGCUGAUUGUAGUCGUCCGGGAUCCUGUCACUCGCGCCAUCUCAGACUAUACCCAGACUCGCUCCAAGAAGCCAGACAUCCCCUCGUUCGAGAACCUGACCUUUAAGAACAUGUCAGCGGGUCUGAUUGACACGACAUGGAGUGCUGUUCAGAUCGGCAUGUACGCCAAGCACCUUGAGCGCUGGCUCCAGUACUUCCCCAUGGAGCAGCUGCUGUUUGUCAGCGGAGAGCGUCUGAUUAGCGACCCUGCGGGCGAGAUGGCUCGUGUCCAGGACUUUCUUGGGCUCAGGAGGGUGGUCACAGAGAAGCAUUUCCACUUUAACCCAGCAAAGGGCUUCCCCUGCCUUAAAAGACCUGAGUGGAACAGCAAGCCGCACUGCUUGGGCAAAACCAAAGGCAGGACCCAUCCUAAUAUUGACCCAGAGGUGGUGCAAAGGCUAAGGGACUUUUAUAAACCCUUUAACAACAAGUUUUACCAGAUGACUGGUCACGACUUUGGCUGGGACUAAAAGGAUGAUGUUGGACUCUGCAGGUCCCUUGUCUGUGAUUUUUUAUGAUUACAUCACUCUGGAGAUAUUGUUAUACAGUGUAUGUACAGUAUUUGGUGGCUGUGUAAAAAGUUCAGAAGUCUAUUUUAUGAUAAUUUAUUGUUAUGAUGAUUAACUCACUAAGCUGCCUAACCAGGUUUAUCAAUGACACACUUCAGUUUUAAUUCUCCUUGAGUACAUGAGCAUUUUUAUAAAAGCACAAUGUUUUUACGGGUAUUAUGAGCAGGGUCGGUGUCUUUUUUUUUCAACAGGACAUUUUUUUUGGGUUCAUACAUCUUCUUUUAGUUUUCCAAAUGUUGCUUUUGCUUCACAUAAACCCUGAACAAGGUCCAACUUUACAAACAACUGGUAAUAUCCCCUUAACAUUUGCCUGACCCUCAGAGGUCUGUGGACCCACUUAGUCAGGUCGAUACAGGCCUCAGCUGAUCCAGUGCCACUUGCCAGGUGGAUCAAUACAGUAAUAGCUCCUCAUCAUGUCAAUUAGACCUGAGUGAUGGCACUGCCUUGCUCCCUUGAGCACAGCAAUAAAACAUGGAUCCAUUAAUGGUAGUAAGUUUAUGGUUGACCCAUGAGCCAACUUCAAAUUAAUAUAAUAAUAUAAAUUUCCACUCCAAUGUUUUGACUCAACCACUAUUGGUACAGUUACUACAAAGGAAUGUUGAUUAGGAUCCAAUAGCGUGUCCUGUCAAGAUACUUGGGGAUGUUUUCAUCCAAAAACCUGCUGCACAGGCUUCUCAAUGCCUAAUCGCUUAUUGCUCUUUCCAAAAAGAAAAUGAGUCAUAUGGCUUAAUUACAUUCACUGAUCUGUACUAAAAUGUCUCUCAUUGAUCAUUCUGUACAGCUGUUUUGUACCACAGGUGAUACUAGAUGUGCUAACAAGGCCCUUACCCAUGAUACACCAACUGAAAUAAGCAUCUUUGUAGGUUACUUUCAGUGAUAGCUGAAAAGGAUCAAAAUAAUCCUACCUUGACCCCAAAGUCCUCAUUUGAAUUAAAUGUAUGGUUGAGUUUUAGUCAACCUUUAUAGACAUACAUUUGUCAGAAAUUUAACAUUCCAAGAUGACUGGGUACUGCAACCCCGCUGUGGUAGAGGCACUAUUUUGCUGUAGGAUGCAUUGCUUAACAAACAUGUAAAUGAAGCAGGUUUGGCAGAAAGUUUGAUUGAAAAGGUGCAGUCAUGGUAUUUUUAUGAAGUAAAAACAAUAAAUAUGUUUUACCAAAAUCA
Plectropomus leopardus (leopard coralgrouper) is the source of this 2717-nucleotide messenger RNA. RefSeq names its product heparan sulfate (glucosamine) 3-O-sulfotransferase 3B1a (gene hs3st3b1a). The record is from RefSeq and is a predicted model, not a curated record. Gene Ontology annotation, molecular function: [heparan sulfate]-glucosamine 3-sulfotransferase activity. NCBI's taxonomy places the organism in Eukaryota, Metazoa, Chordata, Actinopteri, Perciformes, Serranidae.